AUGGCUUUGCACGACGGCCUCGUGAACUGGCCGCUAUUUUUCGGCUGCAUCCUCGUGGGCAUCGGUCCGCUCGCAGCGCUCUUCUUCGUGGUGGUAGCUAAGCGUGCACAGCUGGUGAUUCUGGCGUUGAGUGGCGCCUUCGUGUGGCUCGUUGCCAUCCUCGUGACGGCGACACUUUGGCAGAUCAUCCCUCCCCUCAAAACGUCGCUGUCGGCUACAGUUCCCGUGGGUGUCGUAAUUCAGGAAGCAUUCCGCUUGCUCUUCUUCUACCUCUACACACGCACAGAGCAGGCCGUCAAGCGGGUAACGACGUCCUCGCACCAGCUACCGCUCAAUGACAUCACGUCGUCACUUGCAGGCGGCGUAGGCUUCUCCGUCAUGCACGCGCUGCUGAUGUUUGGCAGCCUCGUGGGGUCGUCCACAGGCUCGCGUGGUGCCGCCUUCUCGGCCUCUUGCGAGAGCAUCCCGCUCAUCUUUUCAGCUGCCAUCUCAACGCUGGCACUCACGGCACUGGAUGUGGCUCUAAUGGUCGUCGCCUUCGACGGGUAUCGUAAACGGUCCGCGCUGGCAGUAGGAGCCGUGUUCGUCAUUCACAUGGGUGUCGCCCUGUCGGCCCUUGCCAACAUGGAAACCAACGGCUGCUACAUCUCCAUCCCAGCACACUAUGCGGGUGCGGCUUUAGCCUGUGCAGGCGCCACGAUGAUUGUAUGGCGCUCCAAGAGACUCGCCGUGGAUGCCAAAUAA
Messenger RNA from Phytophthora infestans T30-4, 744 nucleotides. RefSeq lists its product as uncharacterized. Gene Ontology annotation, biological process: protein processing; positive regulation of catalytic activity. Gene Ontology annotation, cellular component: membrane; gamma-secretase complex; endoplasmic reticulum. NCBI's taxonomy places the organism in Eukaryota, Oomycota, Peronosporomycetes, Peronosporales, Peronosporaceae. Gene Ontology annotation, molecular function: protein-macromolecule adaptor activity. The transcript is spliced from 2 exons. Bases 1 to 744 code for a protein of 247 amino acids. The record is from RefSeq and is a predicted model, not a curated record.